Zymoseptoria tritici IPO323 is the source of this 685-nucleotide messenger RNA. RefSeq lists its product as uncharacterized. The record is from RefSeq and is a predicted model, not a curated record. The annotation marks the transcript as partial. Lineage: Eukaryota; Fungi; Ascomycota; Dothideomycetes; Mycosphaerellales; Mycosphaerellaceae. The transcript is spliced from 2 exons.
GUGAACUCUGAAUCGGGAACCGGACGUCAAAGUAAGAAGAGGUUGCAGAAAGCUGCGCCGGAAAGGCUUCGGCAGCAAUGGCGACUUCAGAGUGAGAGGAUGGAGUCUGUCGACGAGUACUUGUCAUCGCCAUGCAUCACGGUGGGCGGUGAUGUCGAGAGAAAGCCGAGUGAUGGCGGUGUCAGCCAGAUCAGCACCGAUGUGCCUGCUGACGAUGCACCGAGCGAUCCCACAGCCGUUGGUCAAUCUCUACGUCGGCGUGGCAAGAGUUUUGGAGGGAUGCUCAACAAGCAGAUCCGUCCGCUGGAGCUUGCACCGGAUACCAAACCGUCCUUCACGGCACCUAAGCAUAGUCGGAGCUUCACCGUUACUGCUGCAGCUGACAAGAAGCCCUCUCUGCCCGGCACUCAGACUAGUGGUCCCGCCCCUGCGCGCCAUUCAAUCUCACUUGCCCUCACGAGCAACCCUUUCGUGCCGUCGGACGAGGACCUGCCGCAACAGAAAGCACAUUCCGAGCAGCUGGUCAGUGACAAAGAAGAGACCAGCGACCCCGAUCAAUCGUCCCGUAACCUCUCGACUUCAAGCGAAGAGUCUCAAAAACCAUCAUCCUCGGAACCCACUUCAACGCAAACUACGACUCCGACUCCGACUCAGUCUACGGUCCGCCUCAUCCCUAUCGGCGCUC